AUGACAAGUGCGCCCACUUCCUAUGCUGUCUCAGCUGCUCCCGAUGCUCCUGAUGUCAUGCCCCGCAUACUUGGCGUGGAUGCAGUCUUUGCAUCGGAGAGCCAGAAUGACAGCGUGCCGGACGCAGAUGCCCCCAGCGGGUGCAAUUCUGAUGGCAGCGAGUCCGACUGGGAAGAUGAUGUCAAUCCUGUGGAAGUGGGAGAUGCUCGAGAUGACGACGGGGGUUUUGACUCUGACUAG
Molecule: messenger RNA, 240 nt
Organism: Sparassis crispa
Lineage: Eukaryota; Fungi; Basidiomycota; Agaricomycetes; Polyporales; Sparassidaceae
Exons: 1
Coding region: 1-240 (79 amino acids)
Source: RefSeq, a predicted model, not a curated record